Molecule: messenger RNA, 4140 nt
Organism: Aspergillus aculeatus ATCC 16872
Lineage: Eukaryota; Fungi; Ascomycota; Eurotiomycetes; Eurotiales; Aspergillaceae
Exons: 5
Coding region: 1-4140 (1379 amino acids)
Biological process (GO): transmembrane transport
Cellular component (GO): membrane
Molecular function (GO): ATP hydrolysis activity; ATP binding; ABC-type transporter activity
Source: RefSeq, a predicted model, not a curated record
AUGUUGACAAUAUCCGAUUGGGCCGAUAAGCAGAAUCACCCGGUGACUUCUGUAGGCUCCGACUUUACACCCAUCUUCGAAGACACUAUCUUGUCGCUGCUACCAUCGGCACUUUUCUUACUAAUCCUACCGUAUCGCAUCGCAUGCCUUCAUGGUCAGCAGCCCAAAGUCCUUCCUGGAGGCUUCCUACGCGAAAGCAAGUUCAUCUUCUUAGCCACAUUGGCUGCAACUCACCUCGCGCUGUUAAUAUUCCACAUCCUGAGCCCAUCACUACGCACGCCCGCCACUCUUCCCCAGUCCGCCGUAACAUUUGUUGCCAGUCUAGGCCUUUGUCUACUUUCGCGGCUGGAACAUGCUCGCUCUGUCCGCCCAUCCGCCAUCAUCAAUGGCUACAUCCUUCUGACUUUGGUGUUUGACACUGCCCGUGUGCGAAGCUUGUUUCGCGCUUCAGCCGCCAGUUCCCUUUCUGGAGUAUUCUCUAGCGUGAUCGCCGUGAAGGUAAUGGUUCUACUGGCAGAGGCAGUGGAAAAGCGACAGAUCCUCCUACCGCCGUACCGAGGCUUGUCGCCAGAGGAAACGAGUGGCAUUUACAGCCGAUCCUUCUUCUUCUGGCUGAACCAACUCAUGAUAUCGGGCUUUCACGGUGACCUUCGAAACGAAGAUUUGUAUCCCAUCGAUAAGGACAUGUCCUCACAAUUCCUUCAACAGCGCAUCAAAAAUGCGUGGAAUAUGGCGGCACAGAGCAAGCCGCGAGCCCUGCUCUGGGCAGUGCUACGUGCCAACCUGAAACCCUUUCUUUAUUGUGUUCUUCCCCGUUUGAUUCAGAUCGGGUUCAAAUAUACCCAGCCCCUCUUGUUAACCCGCACCGUCAGCUUUGCGAACGAUGAGCGCCAACCUGAAAGUAUUGGAUGGGGUCUAACGGGCGCUUUUUUCCUCGUACUCCUCGGGGUUGCUCUGUCGAAUGGCAUGUUCUACCACAUGACCUUUCGCUUCGUGGCCAGUGCUCGUGGGAGCUUGAUCAGUAUCAUCUAUGCUAAAACGCUGGAUCUGGACAUCACGGCUCUCGAUGAAUCAGUUGCAGUGACACUCAUGUCCAGUGACGUUGAAUCGAUUUGCAACGGGCUGCAGCUGCUUCAUGAUCUCUGGGCGGUACCCCUGGAACUGACUAUCGUGGUCUAUCUAUUAGCGCAGGAGAUCAAGAUGGCAGCGAUAGAGGCGAAGCUAUAUCGCCGGUUGCUCGUAUUACGUGUAUUCCUUGCAAAUAGUCUCAGGUUCCUCGCCCCACCGGUUACGUUAGCCAUCUGCGCGUUAGGAGCCAAAGAGGGACAGGGAUUGAAUCUGAACUCGACCUAUACGACGCUGACGUUGAUCUCGCUGGCUGCCUCACCCGUGAACGUUUUCAUUCGAGCUCUCCCUGCCAUGAAUACUGCCCUGGCCUCGCUUACCCGUAUUCAAGAAUACCUACGAUCAGAGAGCAGACGGGAUUCUCGCAUUUUCACGGAAGAUCCUCGAGCCUCUGUCCAGGAAUCUCAGGCAACCUCAGAGAGUAUAGAACUCGCAGAUAUGAGCCCCCCCAGACACCACAAUUCUGCGGAGGUAAUCGCUGCCCGCGAGGUGAGCUUUUCAUGGAACCAGUCAGCAUCUUUCUCGAUUCACAAUAUCAAUGUGAGUUUUCACGAAAACCAAUUCUACUUCAUAAUCGGACCGGUGGGCUGCGGGAAGAGCACGCUCGUGAAGGGUAUUCUCGGCGAAACGCCUUUAACAAAGGGAUUAUUGCUCGCAAGACAUCGAGAGACGGCAUUCGUCGAUCAGACGCCCUGGAUCUGCAAUAUGUCUUUCCGCGAUAACGUUGUGGGCGCCUCCCCAUACACCGAGACAUGGUAUCACCAGGUUGUCAGCGCAUGUGGACUGGACCAAGAUGUCGCUCAUCUUCCGCAUGGCCACGCGACUAAGGUUGGUUCAUCUGGUAUCUCCCUCUCUGGUGGACAGAAACAAAGGCUGGCCCUGGCUCGUGCAGUGUAUGCACGCAAGAGGAUUGUCAUCCUCGAUGAUGUUCUGUCAGGAAUUGACCUAGACACCCAAGACCAUAUUAUGAAGAACCUGUUUGCCAACCAGGGCCUCUUUCGUCGGCUGGGGACAACGGUAGUACUGGCUACGCAUUCUAUACACAAUCUCUCCUAUGCGGAUUAUGUCAUCGCCAUGCAAGGUGAUGGGUCUAUUGCGGAACAGGGUACACUAAGAAAUCUCGAGGCGAGUGGCGGCUACAUGAGUACAUUGCGAGCCCAAUAUAAGCAUCGAACAACUAAGGGCGCUAGUUCGCAAACACAUACGGCUGUCGACGAUGCACAAACCGGCCUGGAGCAAAGACAGCGGGCUGACACCACCAGCCAGGAGAGGACCAGGCAGAGUGGAGACUGGACUCUUUACCUGUGGUAUUUCGGCACCGUGCACUGGGCAUCCACGGCUCUAUGGAUGAGUUCCUUCAUAUUGGAAGGCGUACUUCCCAAGAUGAGCGAAUGGUUGGUCAAUGUCUGGAUGAGCGCAGUCGCGAGCCAGGGCAGCGCCGUCAACUCUUUCUACCUGGGUCUUUAUAGCAUGUCAUCGAUCAUCACGGCUGUGAGCCUUGUUGGUGGGUCGUACCACCUCCUUAUGUUCUUUGCGCCCCGCAGUGCUGAGAGGCUGCACGAGCGUCUCUUAAACUCGGUCAUGCAUGCGCCCCUUUCGUUUUUCACUUCGGUCGAUACUGGCACCACAGUGAAUCGGUUCAGUCAGGACAUGACGCUGGUUGAUCAUGACUUACCAUACGCCGUCCUAGAUUUUGUGUUCGCUCUCGCAGGGGGGCUUAUUUCCGCGGUCAUGAUCUGCAUCUCGACCCGGUACUUCGCAGCCGUGAUCCCGCCCCUGUGCCUGUUCCUGUGGAUGCUGCAGAAAUUCUACCUCCGCACCUCUCGGCAGAUGCGGCUGCUGGAUCUGGAAGCCAAAUCCCCGCUCUUCUCGCAAUUCCUCGAGACCCUGUCCGGCUUGGCGACCAUCCGUGCGUUCGGAUGGGCGUCUGCCUUCGAAGAACAGAGCCUCACCCUUCUCGACGGGUCCCAGCGACCCUUCUACCUGCUGUUCUGCAUCCAGCGAUGGCUGGAACUCGCACUGGACCUGUCCGUUGCGGUGCUCGGUGCGAUUCUCAUGGUGCUGGUGGUCAAGCUACGCGGAACGCUGGGCACCGGCUACGUCGGGCUUGCCAUACUGAACGUCAUCACCUUCAGCCAGUCGCUGUCGCAGAUCCUCCGCAACUGGGCGGACCUGGAAACCUCCAUCGGCGCGAUCGCCCGCAUUCGGGACUUUGUGGCCCACACGCCGUCCGAGGAUCAACCUGGCGAGACUGUGGGGCUGACCGAGCAGGUAGAAUGGUCCUCGUGGCCGUCCAGGGGAGCCAUCGAGUUCCAAAACGUAUGCGCAUCGUACACGGUCGGGAACGCAGCCAGCACCCCGGUGCUUCGGAAUUUAUCCCUGUCUGUGCAACCGGGGCAGAGGAUUGGCAUCUGCGGCCGCAGUGGGAGUGGCAAGAGCUCCCUUCUGGCGGCCCUCUUCCGGCUGCUGGAGCUCGACCCCUGUGGCCGCAUCUUGAUCGACGAUGUCGAUAUUGCGCGGAUCCCACGACAGAUGACCCGCGACGCGCUCAAUGCUAUCCCGCAGGACACAUUCUUCACAUACGGCACCAUUCGGGCCAAUCUGGAUCCGGGGAGCCGACAUAGCCAUGAGGAGGUGGAGCGGGCGGUUCGCCGUGUGGGGAUGUGGGCGGCGGUGCAGACGAAGGGUGGAAUCGAAAUUGCCCUGGACGCGAAGGCAUUCUCGCACGGCGAGCGGCAGCUGCUCUGUCUGGCGCGGGCACUGCUACGCAAGAGCAAAGUCGUGGUGCUGGACGAGGUGUCGAGUAAUGUGGAUGUCGAGGCGGAUGCGCGGAUGCAGCGGGUGAUCCGGGAGGACUUUGCGGGCUGCACGGUGCUCGCGGUCGCGCACCGGCUCGAGACGAUUCGGGAUUUCGAUCGCGUUGCAGUGAUGCACGAGGGCCAGCUGGUCGAGUUCGAUACGCCCGAGGCACUGCUCAGCACGGAUACUGCGUUUAGGCGGCUAUACCAGUCGUAG